Molecule: messenger RNA, 417 nt
Organism: Knipowitschia caucasica
Lineage: Eukaryota; Metazoa; Chordata; Actinopteri; Gobiiformes; Gobiidae
Source: the annotation of a GenBank genome assembly
AUGAGGACAGGUGUAGGAUCCGGCUCUCCCGGACAGGCUCCUGAGGGCCGCGGCCGCCACACCUGCCUCCCACACCUGCCUCCCACUCCUGCCUCCCACUCCUGCCUCCCACACCUGCCUCCCACUCCUGCCUCCCACACCUGCCUCCCACUCCUGCCUCCCACUCCUGCCUCCCACACCUGCCUCCCACUCCUGCCUCCCACUCCUGCCUCCCACACCUGCCUCCCACUCCUGCCUCCCACUCCUGCCUCCCACUCCUGCCUCCCACACCUGCCUCCCACUCCUGCCUCCCACACCUGCCUCCCACUCCUGCCUCCCACUCCUGCCUCCCACUCCUGCCUCCCACACCUGCCUCCCACCCCGCCCACAGAACCAGAGACAGGGGGCGUUCAACUUCCUCUCACAACUGUUUUGUAA